Pieris macdunnoughi is the source of this 405-nucleotide messenger RNA. Lineage: Eukaryota; Metazoa; Arthropoda; Insecta; Lepidoptera; Pieridae. The record is from the annotation of a GenBank genome assembly.
AUGGCGGACCUCCAAAAAUUCAUAUCGGACAAGCUUCAAGAGACAAUACACAACGCGGACGUCAUGGGGAUGCUUCAAAAGCUGCUAGAAUCGUUCCAAGGCGAAGAGUCUGAGGGUCUCAAGGCGCAAUUGAAGGAGAUUAUGGAACAAUACGAAGAAAUGGCUGAUUCGGAGAAGGAAAUGUUUUUGACAUAUAUCAAAGAGCUUUUGGCGCGAAAGUUGGCUAAGCAUUUCCAGAAUAAUCCACCGGAUCUGUCAAAGGUUGAGGAUGUUUUGGCGGGAGCCGUGCGUGAUCAGAUGAUAUAUGUCGCUGUUGUGGUGUUAAUUGUCAUCGGAGUUGUUGGUAUGUCAAUUGUAUACAUACGCGGUUUGAUAGGUGAACGUUACGUUACAUAUUUCAAUUAA